This is a messenger RNA of Striga asiatica, 1242 nucleotides long. NCBI's taxonomy places the organism in Eukaryota, Viridiplantae, Streptophyta, Magnoliopsida, Lamiales, Orobanchaceae. The record is from the annotation of a GenBank genome assembly.
AUGCGACUAGUUCACCUCGCAGCUAGCCGGUCUCGCCGAGACGUGAAGGCAGCAAAGCAUAGGCACCACGCCACCCGCGGUCUGCGACUGGUGCCAGCGCGAUUUCUUAAGUUUCAAACGAAAGUAAGAACCCUAAUUACAAGCCAAGCCAUCAUCGUGUUCGCCAUUUCCGUCAAACGAAACCUAGGCCUUCGUGGUUUUGUUGAAUCCAAGCCUUACACCAUCGAAGAUGAUCCGGAUUCUUCAGCUGUAACUCUUGUGAUGCAUCAUGGAGGUCAGUUUGAGCAUGUCCCUAAGGCAAGAUACAUAGAUGGUUCUGUGAAAGUUUUUGACUAUGUUGAAAGGGGUCAUAUGUUGAUGGAAAAUUUUGUUCACUGGGGAAAAGAGAAAAUUUGUGAUGGUAAGCUACGGUUUUACAUUAUGGUUGAUGAUGCUUUCAAUCUUGUUGUUGAUGAUUCUAGUUUUGUGGUUGGAUAUUUUGAUGGGAAAAGUGAAAGAGAAAUGCAUGUGUAUGUGCAAGUACUUGAAAAAGAGAAGGAUGGGAUAUCAAUGGAGGAACAUAUUGAUGAUAUUUUAGAUUCUGUGGAAGAUAGUACUUAUUGUGUGGCUAGUGAAUCUGAGGAUGAUGAUAUGAUUUUUAGUGAACAUGUUGAUGACAUUUCUGCAAAUUUUGAGGAGAUUCCUCUAAAUGAUAAUGAACAUGUUGCUGAAAACAUUAGUAUUGAUCCUGUUGUUCAUGAGAACCCUGAUAGAAAUAAUGAAUCUGAGAUUGCUUGUGAUGGAGAUAUGAAGGACUCUACUUCCUACAGAAUCAAGGAAAUGAAUGCCAAGCACACAUCUGCUCCUAGUUUUUAUGUAAAAAAUGUUAAAUCAUCUUGGUUGACUGAGAAGUACAUUGAUGACUUUAAGACUGAUCCUGGUAGAAAAGUAAGAAAGAACAAUAAGAGCAGGAGUGCAACUGAAACUGAAGUGGAGCCUAGCCAAAAUCCAUUACUUCCACCUGAGUGGAUUCAAGAAGCCUCUGAAAUUGUUGUGGAGACCAAUGAAGUGCCCUAUUGCACACAAGAAUCUCAAGAUAAUGCAUGUCCACCUGCACAUAUGGAAGGACCUUCUAUGUUUGACAAGCUACAAGGAAGAAAACCAAGGGGUCCUCCAGUUGAGCCUAGAGUGGGGCAAAAGUACAAGCCUUUGUAUGAAAUAGCUUCUUCAUUGGAUGAAAGCAGUCAUUUCAGGAGAUUGUGA